AUGACUACAGCCCAAUCCAUCGGCAUCGACGCAUUCGCCCUGAACUGCGCAAGCAUAGACAGCUACACCCCAACCCAACUAGCCCUAGCCUACGAAGCAGCGCAACAAGUCAAUUUCAAAGUGUUUAUCUCUUUCGAUUUUGCCUAUUGGACCAAUGGGGACACAGCAAAGAUUACGGAGUACAUGAAACUAUAUGCAGGUCACCCAGCGCAGAUGCAAUAUAAGGGAGGCGCGGUAGUAAGUACAUUUGUCGGAGACAGUUUCAAUUGGGAUGAAGUGAAGCAGGGUACGCCGCAUCCCAUUUAUGCAUUGCCAAAUCUCCAAGAUCCGGCUGAGGCUACUACCGGCCCUGCUAAAAGCGCUGAUGGGCCGAUGACAACCGUCUGGGAUGAUCGAUUUAUUCAUUUCCUCGCGGGGAAAACUUAUAUGGCUCCCGUCUCACCCUGGUUCUCAACCCAUUUCAACACCAAAAACUGGGUUUUCGUUUGCGAGAAUCUGCCAACAUUACGUUGGGAGCAAAUGCUUUCCCUUCAGCCUGACCUGAUUGAGAUUAUCACAUGGAAUGAUUACGGCGAGUCCCACUAUAUCGGCCCGUACUCAGCCCACCACAGCGAUGAUGGGUCAUCCCAGUGGGCGGAAAAUAUGCCUCACGACGCCUGGCGCAACCUAUUCAAGCCCUAUAUUGCAGCCUACAAAUCUGGAGCAAAAACGCCUACCGUGGAAGCAGACGAAGUCGUGUACUGGUACCGACCUACGCCCAAGGGCGUCGUGUGCACCGGUGAUAACCUCCCAGCACCAAUGGGUGCCAACAUGCUCAGCGACAGUAUUUUUGUCGCGACUAUGUUGACCAGUCCGGCUACAUUGACUGUGCAGAGUGGGAAUAAUGCUCCUGUUAGCAUUGAUGUUCCGGCGGGGAUUGUUACUUCGAAUGUGACUAUGGGGGUUGGGGCCCAGUCUUUCAAGGUGACUCGUGAUGGAAAGACGAUUCUGAGUGGCCAGGGAGGGUUGGCUGUUAAGGAUAGGUGUGUUCAUUAUAACUUCAAUGUUUAUGUUGGGUCGAUUACUGGGGUCGAUAGGUAG
Molecule: messenger RNA, 1080 nt
Organism: Penicillium crustosum
Lineage: Eukaryota; Fungi; Ascomycota; Eurotiomycetes; Eurotiales; Aspergillaceae
Product: glycoside hydrolase family 71 protein
Exons: 4
Coding region: 1-1080 (359 amino acids)
Biological process (GO): mating projection tip cell wall disassembly
Molecular function (GO): glucan endo-1,3-alpha-glucosidase activity
Source: RefSeq, a predicted model, not a curated record